Messenger RNA from Diabrotica balteata, 1155 nucleotides. NCBI's taxonomy places the organism in Eukaryota, Metazoa, Arthropoda, Insecta, Coleoptera, Chrysomelidae. The record is from the annotation of a GenBank genome assembly.
AUUUAUGUUAGGAUAGUCAUGUGGGGAACAACAAAAAAUCUUUUAGGUAGAAAUUUAAAAAUUAUCUACGCAAAUAAACAUAUUCAAGUAUUACCUCUAAACAAUCUUGCUUUAGGUAGGUAUCUCUCCAGUAGUAAUGACAAAAAUGAGCCUAAUAUCACAGUAGUUGAUAGACAAUGUACAGAAAAGGAUUUUGCAGUAAAAGAAGCAAUAAAUAUUAAACAAACUGCUCGAAAAUUAAAGGUAAUCUGUGCACUUUUAGGCCUUUCCGUCACAUUACUUGGGACGUUUAUGAUCAUAGAACUUCAAAAACCAGAAGAAGUUGGCUCAGGAAUUCCAAAAUGGAAGACAUAUAUAAAAAGGUUGUUAAAGCAAAUUGAAAAUAUAACACUAUUUAUCCAAGAGCCGUCUAGAGAUAAACUUUUACCAGAUCCCGUAAAAUAUCCAUAUUACCAACCACCUUACACAUUAGUGUUGGAGUUUACAGACGUUAUGGCACAUCCAGACUGGACCUAUCACACAGGUUGGAGGUUUAAAAAACGCCCAGGGUUAGAUUACUUGUUAGAGAACCUUGUGGAUCUUUAUGAGAUUGUUGUAUUUACCGCCCAACCAGGGAUGUCCAUUUUUCCAGUAAUUGAAGCUAUGGAUCCAAAAAAUUUAAUCUCAUAUAAGUUGGUUCGAGAUUCUACACAUUUUGUAGAUGGGCUUCAUGUCAAAAAUUUAGAUAAGCUCAAUAGAGAUUUAAGCAAGGUUAUUGUCGUUGACUGGAAUGCUGAAUGUAUCAAAUUUCAUCCAGACAAUCAUUUAAAUGUUGAUAGGUGGCAAGGAGAAAACGAUGAUACUGUUUUGCUAGAUUUGACUUCGUUUUUAAAAACCAUAGCUCACAUGGAAGUUGAAGACGUUAGAGAAGUUCUUAAGUUUUAUAAGCAGUAUGAUGAUCCACUUACUGAGUUUCGUAGGAAACAAAUUCAAUUUUAUGAAGAACAGAAAGAUAUCAAACAGGAGCAUGGACGUUUAUCCAAAACUACUCCAAAAUUUUUUAGCAAGUUGUUUAAUUAUUUAAUCUAAUUCAGUAUGUAAUGCUAAACCAAAUAUUGGAUAUAUCAAUUAUUUUAAAUUUUUACAAAAAAUAUACAUUUUCUUUUUUAAAUUUAA